AUGAGCACUCCACCAGCCUCCACUGAUCAAUCCAAUGCGGAUCCUCGCACGCCAUACCACGAGCACUACCAUGGCCUGCCAGAAGGGUCCUAUACGGACGAGAAGCUGCGCCAUGCCUCUGCCCACCACCUGCACAUGACCAGCCGCCGCUACUUCAUCGGCCCAAUUCCAGAGGGCUGGCUGCACGGCAACCGCAAGUCCUGGUAUCGAAGACGGCUCCGCUUCAGGAAUUACACCUCGCAAUCUCUCUCCUUCUCCGUGGACCCGGUCGCAUCCUAUUACCGCCAGCAACCCAGCCAGGGCAGUGAGACAGAGCAAGAGUCCGUCCCACCAGCGGAGGAGGAGGUCGCUCUGACACUCACAGAUACAAGCGAAGGGGCACCGGAACAGGCCGAAGAUGCAGAGCAGGAGUCAGAGGAGGAGCCAUCGGGCGAGAUGCGGAUCCUCUCUCAUCCAACCACAGAGGCAGAAAAUAUUGACCCUCCGCCGGAACCGGAGGACGAAGAUUCAGACAGCACGCCGAAGGCUAGCACAAGGGGGCGGAGUGAGGUAUACGCCAAUACUGGUGCUUCUUCAUCAUAUGUCACAGCCAGGGAAGAUACGACCAGUCUUCCGAGUACGGCAGACACGGACCAGACAUCAUCGACCGUGCAUAUCAAAGGAUUAGCCCCCGGACAACCGGUCGAGUCGUCAGAGGAUUUGGAUACAGCCGGACCCAGUGAGACCGACGGACUAAGCCGCAAGCGCUCUCCAACUACAUCUCCAAGCGAGGCCGAUUCAACGACACGUCUCCUGAAAUCAAAGUCAAAGGGCAAAAGCAAGGUCAAGAGCAAAGCGUCUCGCAUAACCCUGGAGCAACAAGAGCCCCAGCAGGAAGGGGAUGAAGAGGAUACCCACGGAAACAUUAAUAUCCAUCGCAGCAGAUUCACCAAAAAGGUGACGCGAUUCAAUCUCGAUGAUAAUAUCAUCGACAAGCAGCAACGAUUACGUUCUCGCAUCGCGAGGACCCAAAACGCGGUGUCUGCUACCAUGCCUCGUCGGCGAAAAGUUCAGGAUGGACAGAUCAUCAAAGCCGAAAAGAUGCUCGUUCGCAUCGAGGAGACUUUGCAAGGAGAGCUGCCUGCCGACUACAACGAGAACGAUAGUCUCCGGAUGGAGACUCGGGCUGUGGACAAAUGGCGCGAAUUUCUGGUUGUGUGUCGUAAAAGCUCGUUGGAGCACACUCCGUUUGUCUUGCAGAUGUAUCGCACCCGCGUGAUUCCCGACAUUCACCACGCGAAUAGCAAGACAGCGGCUUACUACGAGCUGCGCCUCAACCACAAGCAGACCAAGGCCAAUCUCUACUCAACUCUUGACAAGACGAUUGUCGUGUGGCAUCCCCGACGGCAGGGCACGAAAAUCUACAUUAUUCGCCCCAAAUCAACUGCUCAUGCUGCCGAGUGGUACACGUUCAUUCGCCAGGUGCUCGGCUGGCGGCGACCGAAAUCGCUUCCCAUUAAUGUUCCUGAGCUUGGGGUAUCACUGAUUUUCAACCAUCCGUUUGAGCAGCUUGAGACAACCGAUGAUAGCGGCCACCACAGUGCCAUUCUUCAACGGUCAGACUCCGAUGAUAAAUUCGCUGCUGCCACUAUCAUCCGGUGCUGCAUGCAGUUGCUCGAGGGUCAGCCCGAGUGGACAGAGGUGCUGAAGACCUGGUCCAAGACUGAGAAGAUGGGGCUUGCCUGGAAACGUUACGACCGGCUCGAAUGGAUUUUUGGGGCGAACGAGCAAAAGAUGUAUGGGACAAUUGCGAUGGAGUCCUCGCAUGAGCUUGAGCUUCGGCCACGACACCAUUAUCCGACAGUCGUAAAGCACUGGGGACGAAGGGACGAAGAGCCACUGCCGAUCGAAGGGUUCUUGGUCAGGCUCACGUCCCAGAAAGGCGUGCAUCAGCGGACGUCCAAGAUGUUCUUCAAACGGCUCUACUUUUUCACACAAGACCAUUACUUUUUGUUUUGCCGACCGGCUAAAGCGCAGCCACCCGCGCCGCCAAAACUGGUUGAGGAAGACGCGGGCGUUCCGUCUGCCCGACAGAUCCUGGAUGAAAUGCCGCAGUCAUGGGAUAUUGAUCCGUACCCCCUUGAGGGCGGAAGUAUUGCAUGGCUAUCUAGUGGAAACCCCGAGUUUGUCCAGCGGCACGACGAAGAGGCCUAUGCUCAAAUGCAGCGGAAUGUACACAAUGUCAGCCACGCAGACGGAUACAUUGACCUGUGUCGGGUCCAAGAAGUGCGCAAUAUCCUUCGUGGAGCCAGUCCUGCAGAUCCCAACAUUGACGCAGGCCCUGCCGUGGAGUUUGAUCGCGAGGCAGCAGAUUCGCGACAGGAUGAUGGGGCAACGAGAGAGUUUGAUGAUGAUAGGACAUUCGAAAUGGCGUUGGAUAAUGGCUUGGUGGUUCGAUUACAGGCCCACGACACUGCGUCUCGAGACCAGUGGGUUCAGCGACUCGGUGCACUGGUAUCGUACUGGAGGUCGCGCAGCGCCCAUGACGCAGCAGAGCUCAAAGAGGUGCGAGCGCGCAAUCUCAAGCUUCUAGAUAUCGAUGAGGAGAUGGAGUCGAUUGUCGGGCAGUUUGCAAAGAAGUGGGAAGUAAAGAAGGCAGAAGCGUCACCGCACACGCAUAACAUGUGUGCGCUGUCUGGUUGUCGGACGAUCAAGAUGUCCGGACAACUAUACCGCAAGCCCCGUCGACACGCCACCUUUAGUCGCUGCCAUGUCAUGCUAACGGAGGGUCACCUGCUCAUCUUCCGAAGCACGCUGCGCCGCAGCAACGGCGUCGAGAUCCCGCACAUCCACCAGGAACUCGAGACCAGCAUCGACCUGCGCGACUGCUACAUCUACUCCGGCCUCCUUGCGGAAGAUGACUUGUUAUACGCGAACCAAACCUUCGACAGUAAUAACCCCGGUCUUCACGCUCUACCACGGGUCUAUCUAUCUACAGAUCGCUUCACCAGCCGCGACGAGGACACAUCCAUCACCUUCGUAGUGUGGAAACCACUGAAGAGGAACUACUUCCGCGCACAGGAGAAACUACGGGGCGGCGAGACGAAGAGCGAGCUCCGACAUGUCUCGACGUUGGGCAAGCACGGCCGCACGAUCGUGUUCAAGGCGCGAAGUCGCGUUGAGAAGGAUCGAUGGGUGCUGAGCAUUGCUUCGGAGAUUGACCGUCUCCAGGAAGAGAAACAGGAAGAUAUACGCAUUGUUUCUCUGUAG
Penicillium riverlandense is the source of this 3249-nucleotide messenger RNA. RefSeq names its product sporulation-specific 71 family protein. The record is from RefSeq and is a predicted model, not a curated record. The transcript has 3 exons. Lineage: Eukaryota; Fungi; Ascomycota; Eurotiomycetes; Eurotiales; Aspergillaceae. Gene Ontology annotation, cellular component: prospore membrane. Gene Ontology annotation, biological process: protein localization to prospore membrane; ascospore-type prospore membrane formation. The coding region runs from base 1 to 3249 and encodes 1082 amino acids.